Ogataea haglerorum is the source of this 1938-nucleotide messenger RNA. RefSeq lists its product as uncharacterized. The transcript has a single exon. Gene Ontology annotation, molecular function: DNA-binding transcription factor activity, RNA polymerase II-specific; sequence-specific DNA binding; zinc ion binding. Bases 1 to 1938 code for a protein of 645 amino acids. Gene Ontology annotation, biological process: positive regulation of transcription by RNA polymerase II; DNA-templated transcription. The record is from RefSeq and is a predicted model, not a curated record. NCBI's taxonomy places the organism in Eukaryota, Fungi, Ascomycota, Pichiomycetes, Pichiales, Pichiaceae.
AUGAACGAUAUCCCCUAUAUUCAGCCCGCUACGAUCAAGGCCUGUAGUAGGUGCAGAACUAAAAGAAUUAAAUGUGACAUGAGCCUGCCGAGCUGUAGUGGCUGUUUAAAGCGAGGUGCCUCUUGUGAUAUCACGGAUAUGGCAAGCUAUAGUUUCCAAUCUUUUCGGGCUUUGCAAGAAGAAAACGAUCGCUUGAAAGAGAGCAUGCGUAGCGCAGAAGUAUUAAGCGGUGCAGACCCACCAAAAAGGCGAAAACAUGAGGUGCACCGGCAGGAUACGGAGAUAGACAAGAUUGUCACUGAAGUUGGAUCUCUUAAUAACAACAGUAGCGGAACGUACAGCAGUUACCUGGGUAGUGCUACGGGUACAACACUGCUGCAGAUAUUUCUUAAUCAGGUUGAUGUGUCCACUCUCCACGGACUGAAGUCGUUGGAUUUAAACAACGGAAAUCUUAACGCCUUCCACGAGUCAUCGUUUGCAAAUGCUGUAUAUGCUACGUUGCCCAACCACACAAUUAUCGACUACCUGUGGAUCUCUUAUAUUGAUGAAGUGCAUGUUCUCUACCCGAUUAUUGAUAUAUCACGCGUCAGAAAAAUUAUCUCAGAUCUCAAGAAUAGAUCUAUGGCUUCCUUUGGUCCAGGUGAACGGUACGUAUUGUUUAUGGUUUUGGCAAUUGCCUCAUACUGCUCUCAGAACAAGAAAACUUAUCAGCAGCUAAAGGAUGACAAUUUACCGCGGGAGUAUUUUGCUUCUGCUUUCAAGUAUUUUGAGGCCACUGGCUCUGGAAGCCAGGAGGAACUCAUUGAGUCACUAGAAAUGCUUACUCUUUGGUCUUUGAUAUCUAACGAUUCCACUGGUAACCUCUGGAAGCUUACGAGACACGUUGUGACCUUAUGCAUCGAAUUGGGGUGUCACCGAUAUAAUCCAAACUGGGAUAUUGGUGAGUCGACUACAGAGCGUCGAAACAGGCUUUGGUGGUGUGCGUUCAUGUUUGAACGUCAGGUGGCGGUCCAGACCGGACGAGUAUUAAGCAUUCGGAGUCAGGCUAUUGAUGCGGAGCUGCCCAAAUUUAGUGACAGAGACGCGCUCACUGCAGAGGAGUCUCGCAAAAGUACUGUGUACAAACACAUCAACUUUCAGCCUUUGUACCUCCUUACUAAGCUGCGGAGCAUUGGAGGAGAUAUACUGGAGAGCAUCUAUAUUGCUCGAGGAAAAGGGCGUCCCACGCUAGCGAUAGAGGUGGUGAAGAACACAGCGAGACAUUUGCGUGAGGAGCUUGACAUUUGGCUUGAAUCUGUGAUGGAUCUUUAUGAGGCAAGAUACGAACGUCUUUUUCUAGAGCUUAGGGUGCACUAUGUUAUGUACUCAUUGCUAUUGUCGCAGCCGUCUCCAUCUUUUCCGCGAAUCGCAGAGAGUGCGGCGCAGGUGUGCCUAACGGAUGCCAAAGCCGGAAUUGAGUCUUUUUGGGGGCUUGUUGAGAAGCAUGAUGCAGGCGGCUUUUGGGGUUGUGCACACAUGGUGAGCUCGUUUGCGGUGUGCCUUUUAUACUCUGCUUGGGUUGUUCGCAUUGCACCUGAGGAAAUUACGGUCUACGUGCACCGGGCCAUCAGGUUAUUGAGGGUACUGUCGACACAGCGGGUGGAAGCUCAAUGCCGUGUGCUGGAACUUCUGUGUGCAAUCACGACGCGAUAUUUGGCGUCUGAGCAUGAAAAUAUUCCGCAAGCCUCAGUUGGAUGUGGGAUGGACUUGGGCAGUGAGGACACUGAGAGGCAGGAAUUUGUGGAGCGGUAUAUUCAGAGUCUGACGCACGAGACACCAUUCAAGCUUUUGCGAGACUUACGGACGUCUGCGACAUUUCUAGAGGCCGGUGGACUGACCGAUGGGUACAUAGAUGAUCUACUGCGAUUGGUGUCAGAGAACGAGACAAUUUAUCCGUGA